Molecule: messenger RNA, 363 nt
Organism: Budorcas taxicolor (takin)
Lineage: Eukaryota; Metazoa; Chordata; Mammalia; Artiodactyla; Bovidae
Gene: BEX4
Product: brain expressed X-linked 4
Exons: 1
Coding region: 1-363 (120 amino acids)
Cellular component (GO): cytoplasm; nucleus
Source: RefSeq, a predicted model, not a curated record
AUGGCGUCCAAAGAGGAACGAGCAAUAGAAAGUUUCAACAUGGAAGAUGCCCAACAGGAAAACGAAGGAGGGGACCAGGCCCCUUUGAAGACUGGAGACGAAUCACGCGACUUGGGAGGGGGCAAAGUCCAGAAGUCUGGAGGGAAUAUCAGGCUGGGAUGGGUUAGACGACUUGUCCCUAAUUUUCGAUGGGCUAUACCCAACAGGCGUAUUGAUCACAAUGAAGUGGGAAAUAAUGUAGAAAAGCAUAUUGGGCAGAUGGUAGAAAUCAAGAGAAAGACUAAGAAGCAGCAGAUGAGACAUCAUGUGCCCUACCAAACUCCUGAACCUGACAAUCAUUAUGAGUUUUGCCUUAUACCUUGA